AUGGCCGUCAAGACGAUCUCCGAGGAGAGCGACGAGCUCUCGGCCUCCUCCUGGCGUUACUUUGCAGCUUGCGGGGCGGUGCUCGUCGCUGCAGCUGCACAGCGCAGAUGUCGAGGUGGUCUAAAGCCACAGGAGCAAGAUGCUCUGAGGCUUCCGAUGGGAUUUGCUGCCCUGCUCUCUUUAGCCACGGUUGCCUUGGCGACGGCCAACCGCGUUAUGUACAAGGUAGCGCUGGUGCCCCUUGGGGACUUCGUUUUCUUCUUGGCCCAGUUCACCACCUUUGGCUAUGUCCUUGCGUACUGGGCCGCCUUGAUCUUCCACAGAUCACAGGGCAAUGUCACGGAUGAGCAGGUGGAUUUUGCCCGACGGCGCUGGCGGACUUUUGCGCGAAUAGGCUGCCUGGAAGCCGGAUCCUUCCUGCUGGGAAUGCUGGGGGCCAAGGCCCUGCCAGGUUCGAUUCUGCCGGUGUUGGGUCAGCUUUACUUGGUCUUCCAGAUGACGUUUUCUUCCACGCUGCUUGGGCGUAAAUACAACUCUCGCGAACUGGCAGGAUGCGCUUUCUGCGUGCUUGGCGUCAUCACUGCAUCUGCAGGGGGCCUGGGCUCCGAGAGCUUCCACGCAUUGCCCUGGCGCCCGUCGCUGCUCUUCGUGGUUUCUUUGGCUUUGCCGGCGCUGGGGUCUGUGCUCAAGGAGGGACUCUUCAAAGAUGCUCGGCAGAUUUGUGGCGAAGAGCUGAACGUCUUCGUGGUGAAUACGCUGGGUUCAUCUUUUCAGGCAGUGGGUGUGUUCCUCCUGCUCCCAGUGUUGGCCUCGCUGCAGGGCCUGGGCGCCACGCCCUCGGCCAUGGCGGCGUACCUUGCCGCGGGCGCCCACGCAUUUGCGUCACAGCCGUUCUGGCCAUGCUUAUACCUUUGCCUCAACUUGGGCUUCAACGUGACGCUUCUUGUUCUUCUGCGCACGACUUCGGCGGUCACGGUGUCUUUGUCAGUGGCAGCUGCUGUGCCGGCAACUGCGCUGGUUUUCGCCACAUGCGACGUUCCGUUGCUCGGAAAAGGUGAGCCGCUUGACAGGUGGUUCACAGCUGGUCUUGGGCUGAUUCUGCUUGGCCUCGGGCUGUACCAUGGAUGGCUUCAAAAGCUGUGUCCUGCAGGGGCAAGCAGCCUCAGCAGUUCACUACUGCCCCAGUCCAGCAAGUGA
This is a messenger RNA of Symbiodinium natans, 1197 nucleotides long. Lineage: Eukaryota; Dinophyceae; Suessiales; Symbiodiniaceae. The record is from the annotation of a GenBank genome assembly.